Messenger RNA from Xiphophorus hellerii (green swordtail), 3262 nucleotides. RefSeq names its product nuclear transcription factor, X-box binding-like 1 (gene nfxl1). The transcript has 24 exons. Gene Ontology annotation, cellular component: nucleus. The coding region runs from base 102 to 2939 and encodes 945 amino acids. Gene Ontology annotation, biological process: regulation of DNA-templated transcription. Gene Ontology annotation, molecular function: RNA polymerase II transcription regulatory region sequence-specific DNA binding; DNA-binding transcription factor activity, RNA polymerase II-specific; zinc ion binding. Lineage: Eukaryota; Metazoa; Chordata; Actinopteri; Cyprinodontiformes; Poeciliidae. The record is from RefSeq and is a predicted model, not a curated record.
ACACGCAUGCGCAGAUACCGAAGGACACGUCACAGUUUGUGUCUUCACGCUCGAGUUUGGUGGAGUUAUAGGAAAUGUAGUUUCAGUCUAACCAUUGAUCUAUGAGGCACCACCCUUUAAGAACUACAAGGCCCAGCAUGCCGCUGCCGGUCAAGUGCGCAUGCGCAGCGGUGAGCGGCGUCCAGCGGCUCCUCUCCGCUCUGCUGAGUCAGAGCCUGGUGGCGUUGCCAUGGAGCCGGCCUGGAGACAGCAGGGCAGGGGGCGGGGCCGGGGUCAGGAGGGUCAAGGUGAGAGGCCCCGCCCCCUGCAGAAGGACAGGCCGGGGGUCCCAGCAGGACGGGGGGACGAAGACGAACCCUGGACCUGCCAAAGGUGAGUCGGUCCAGUCCAAGUUCGAGGAGAUCCGGAGGUCCAACCAGGCCGCAGCCCUGCGCCUGGUGGAGAGUCGGGUCAGCUCCUCUUCCUCCGAUGAAGAUAACGACGACGACGACGAUGAUGAUGGAGACGGACAGAGAGGAAGGAUCCUGGAGUCCACCUUCACCUCCUACACCAGCCAGACAGGCGGCGAUGCGUCGGCUCUGACCAGAACCGGCCAGUACCUCAGCGACAUGUUUCAGUCCGGAGCGCUAACCUGCCUGAUCUGCAUCGCCUCGGUGAAGAGGACGCAGCCGGUGUGGAGCUGCUCCGGCUGCUUCUCCCUCUUCCACCUGCCCUGCAUCCAGAAGUGGGCCAGAGACUCGGUCUUCCUCAUCUCCUCUGCCACAGAUGAAGACUUUGGUCAGAAGCAGCAUCCCUGGCCCUGUCCAAAGUGCAGAACCGAAUAUCCUCCCAGCGCCACACCCAACAGGUACAUGUGCUACUGCGGGAAGCUGCAGGACCCUCCAGCCGACCCCUGGCUGGUUCCUCACUCCUGCGGCUCCGUCUGCCAGCAAGAGCUCAGACCCAGCUGUGGACACACCUGCCUGCUGCUCUGUCACCCUGGUCCAUGUCCGCCAUGUCCAAAGAUGGUGUCCGUGUCCUGCCUGUGUGGCAAAGCUAAGCCCCUCCCCCGUCGCUGUAGCAACAAGUCCUGGUCCUGCCAGCAGCAGUGUGGGAAGCUGCUGGCCUGUAAGCAGCACACCUGUACCCAGCCCUGUCACACAGAGUGCCCCCCCUGUCCCAGGGUCAGCCUCCAGAGGUGUGUGUGUGGGCGGCAGACAGCAGAGAGGCCCUGUGCCAGCCCCCGCUGGACCUGCCAGCAGGUGUGUGGAGCGCGGCUGUCCUGUGGGAAUCACACCUGUGAAGACGUGUGUCACGAUGGAGCGUGUCCUCCAUGUCCCCGGUCCGUCAGCAGGUCCUGUCCCUGUGGGAAGACCAAGUCGUCUCUGCCGUGUACAGAGGAAGUGCUGCCCUGCGGCGACACGUGUGACCGCCGCCUGUCGUGUCUGAAGCACACGUGUUCGAUGCGAUGCCACCGAGGGAGCUGCGAGACCUGCAGACAGGAGGUGGAGAAGGCGUGCCGCUGCGGGCGCCACAGGAAGCCGAUGGCGUGCCAUAAGGAGUACCUCUGUGACGCCAAGUGUCCUCAGACCAGGAACUGCCAGAGACACCAGUGCAGGAGGAAGUGUUGCCCUGGUAACUGCCCCCCCUGCGAUCAGAUCUGUGGUCGGACUCUGGGCUGCCGGAACCAUAAGUGUCCCUCCGUCUGUCACCAAGGAAGCUGCUACCCGUGUCCGGAGACGGUUCCGGUCCGCUGCAGCUGCGGCUCGUCGGUUCUGGUGGUUCCGUGCGGCCGAGAGCGCAGCACCAAGCCGCCGCGCUGCAGGGAGCCCUGCAGGCUGCCCCCCAGCUGCCACCACCGGGACGGGGAUCCCCACCGCUGCCACCCGGGGCCCUGCCCGCCCUGCGCCCGGCCCUGCCUGCUGCCGCUGCCCGGCUGCCGCCACGCCUGCCCCCGGCCCUGCCACGACCUGGUGCUGGUCCGGUCCCAGCAGGUCCAGUUGGCUGGGCCCUGGGAGCAGCCGGCGGAACCGACCUUCACGAAGAAAGCGCUGCCCUGCCCGCCCUGCCAGGUCCCCAUCCCCACGUCCUGCUUCGGAGAGCAUGAGGUGAGCCCGGUCCCGUGUCACCGCCAGGGCCGUUUCUCCUGCGGUCGGGCCUGCGGGCGCCCGCUGGCCUGCGGGAACCACGGCUGCAGCCGGGAGUGCCACCUGGUUACCGACGGCAACCAGGUGAGACCGCCUCUCGUUGGUCAGAGCGCAGCGGGAAGGGCCCCGUUAACCAAUCGGGUGUCCCCGCAGUGCGAGGCGUGUGAGGAAGGCUGCGCUAAGCCCCGCCCCCUCGGCUGCCCCCACCCCUGCCCCCGCCCCUGUCACCCCGGCGACUGCCCCCCCUGCAGCCAGAUGCUCCGCCAGCGCUGCCACUGCCGGAUCAGCACGCUCUACCUGGAGUGCAGGAAGCUGACGGCCGCCGACGAGCCAACCAGGAUCCAGCUGGGCUCCUGCAGCAACCAGUGUCCUAAAGAGCUGAGCUGCGGCCAUCGCUGUAAGCAGGUGUGCCAUCCAGGUGUGUGUGAGGAGACGUGUCAGCAGAAGGUGAAGCUCAGGUGUCCAUGCAAGAGGAUCAAGAAGGAAGUGACGUGUUCUCUGGCGGCUCAGAGUGAACUUCAGUGUGACCUCGUCUGCAAAGACCAGGAGAGGAAGGCCAGCCAGGUGAAGGAGGCGGAGCAACAAGCCGCCCUGGAGGAGGAGCAGAAGAAGCUUCAGGAGGAGCUGGAGGCCUUUGAGAAGCGGCAGCAGCGAGGAGGUCGGAGGUCGAAGCGGCGCGGCCGGAGGGAGGAGGUGGACGAGGAGCAGGAGAGGGCCAGGAGGUGGAGGAGGAGGUGCACCACCUUCCUCCUGCUGCCACUGGGGGGCGCUCUGCUGUCUGCCGCUGCCUACUACCUGCUGAGCCUGGCCUGAGGGGUCAAAGGUCACCUCUCUGACCGAGAAGCCGCAGGACAAACGGGAACGGUUCAUGUUUUCUUCCUCGUUGGUUUAAAUGAAUCCUCCAGAUCAGACGCUGGUCCUCCAGCUGAUGUUUCUUCUUCUUUUCUUUAUUUCCUGUAAACUUUGUAACUUUUUUUGUGUAUCAAACUGAAAAUGAUCCCUGGAGCUCCAGAGGUCACGUGAUCUGUGAUCUGACCAAUCAGAGACGCCGUUUCACACAAUACUGCAGAAAAUGGUUUUCCUGUAAAAUCUCAUGAUUUUCUUUUUGUUUUGGAGAAAUAAACCAUAAACUCUGA